Messenger RNA from Camponotus floridanus (Florida carpenter ant), 4708 nucleotides. RefSeq names its product protein retinal degeneration B (gene rdgB). Gene Ontology annotation, molecular function: metal ion binding; phosphatidylinositol binding; phosphatidylcholine intramembrane carrier activity. The coding region runs from base 496 to 4341 and encodes 1281 amino acids. Lineage: Eukaryota; Metazoa; Arthropoda; Insecta; Hymenoptera; Formicidae. The record is from RefSeq and is a predicted model, not a curated record. Gene Ontology annotation, cellular component: cytoplasm. Gene Ontology annotation, biological process: phospholipid transport. The transcript has 22 exons.
AUUUAAAAAUUUCUAAUAUUAGGAGACUUCGGUAAAUACUUGAGUUUUAUGUUGUUACGAUAUCGGUUUUCUCGGCUUUGAAAAAGGAACAGCUUUGCAACAAGCAUCAGAUUUUCCUUUGCGCGAAAACAACGGACGGAGCAAACUUAAGUAUUGAUUGAAGGAUUAAUUAUUGUUCAGUGAGCGUGAUUGAAAGUUUUCGCGAGGAAAAUAUGCGUAUUUUCGCACAAUUUUUAUCAAGCAAGAAUAUCGCAUCUAAUCGGAAAAGAGAGAUUCAACAGGAGACUUGAAAAUAUUUCUUCCGGAAACUACGUCGCAUAUUAAAUGAAAAUUUCACCUGCUAACAUAAAAUGGAGUCAUCACUUGCGAUUCCCAUCGAGAAAAAUCUCUCGAGAUGUUACGAAGACGUCGAAUGCGAUUUCGGCGUCCGGUAUCCUUGAAGGAGAGAUGCACUUUGCGAAGAUGCACGGGUGAUAGAGGACAGGCUCCGAUAAAAUGUUGAUCAAGGAGUAUCGCAUACCGCUACCUCUUACGGUAGAGGAGUAUCGAAUCGCUCAGCUGUAUAUGAUAGCGAAAAAAUCGCGGGAGGAGAGCAAAGGUGCUGGCAGCGGCGUGGAGAUAAUCGAGAACGAGCCAUAUAAGAAUGGUCCAGGCGGUGAUGGCCAGUACACGCACAAGAUCUAUCACGUGGGCAGUCACCUACCGGGGUGGUUUAAGAGCUUGCUACCGAAGUCGGCGCUGAUCGCCAAGGAAGAGGCAUGGAACGCCUAUCCCUAUACUAAGACUCGCUACACGUGUCCGUUUGUAGAAAAGUUCUCCGUCGAGAUAGAGACCUACUAUUUCGCGGACAAUGGUCAUCAGGAGAAUGUUUUCAAUCUUAGCGGCAGUGAUUACAGAAACAGGAUUGUAGAUUUGAUCGACAUCGUCAAGGAUCAACCUUACGGAGCCGAUUAUGUGAAGGAAGAAGAUCCUAAGUUGUACUUGUCGGAAAAGACAGGAAGAGGCCCACUGGAGGACACAUGGCUGGUCGAUUAUUGGGCCGAUGUGGAAGGAAAGCAACAGCCAACGCCAUCGGGCAAGUCACUAAUGUGCGCGUACAAGCUAUGCCGAGUAGAGUUCCGUUAUUGGGGCAUGCAAACGAAAUUAGAAAAGUUCAUACACGACGUAGCUCUGCGGAAGACGAUGGUGCGGGCGCACAGACAAGCCUGGGCCUGGCAGGACGAGUGGAACGGUUUGACGAUGGAGGAUAUCAGGGAGAUUGAACGGCAGACGCAGCUGGCGUUGCAGCGCAAGAUGGGACUCGGCGAAUCGACGGAGCUCGAGGAGAACGAGAAUCGAGAGAGAACGACUGCGACGACGACGAUGACGACAACGACGACGACACCGGCUACUCCGGUGACGGCAAACGCCUCAAUGACGUCGCCGGAUUCAGAUGUUGCCAAGACAUUGGCGGCAACCCUGGGCAGCAUUGAAAAGGAGGAGGCGCAGAGUCCACUAUCCUUCAGGAAGCCAUCCGACAUUCCUAUCAUAAAUACGGCGGCCAGCUCCGAAAACGAAAUCAGUCCCGAAGACUCACCGGUUGACCUUAAUGAGAUCAAAACUGCGACUAGCGAUGCGAAGAGAGAGUGGAGAAAGAGUAACUUGCACUCGCCGAAUUCAAACAAGAACUUUGACAUUCAAAUCGCAAAUUGGAGGAUGGAAAGCAUCGUCAGAGAAUCCGAAUCCGGUAGCGAUGACGAGUUCUUCGAUUGUCAAGCUGGGUUCAUUAUACCUGUUAUACGCAAAGAGGACUUUGAAGAUAGCUCUUCAUUAGCUAAAUGGAGUUCUUUGGAUCUUCUAGCAGAAGGGGACGACACGACUAUGCGAACACCGCCUGCGGCAAACGAUCAAGAAGAUACAAUAUUUUCGCCUUCAUAUCUGCAACGUGUCGCCAGCGAGAGAAAUAAUAAGAGACUGCAGAUCCGCACCUCGGCCAGUAUUGAUGUGUCGUGUCCAACAUCCCCUCAGCAUUCUCCUACGCAUCAACCGUGCAAAAUUACCGUUCUAAUUAUUGUAGUGCACGGUGGUAGUGUUUUAGAUGCGAAUGUCGAUCUAACCGCGAAAAAGUCAGACAUAACAACAUUCCGCGGAGCUUUCGAAUCCGUAAUGAGGCAGCAUUAUCCCAGCAUGGUCGGACAUGUAUCCAUUAAAUUUGUUGCCUGUCCUUCCAUUUGUACCGAAGGUCUUGGAAUUUUAUCAAGUCUGAGUCCGUACAGCUUCGAUGUAUCGCCUUCAUGCAUGGAUGCGCCGCCAGUUACACAUGACACCAUUCCGAUCGGCGCAAUUCCGUUGCUGGCGAGCUCGAGUUCUGACUAUCAGGAUGCGGUAUCGCGUGUAGUGAUGGCUGCUAAUCAAGUGUAUCACGAUUUCAUCAAGAGCGAAGAGGGUAAAGGCUUCACCGGGCAGAUCUGCUUCGUGGGCGACUCAGUAGGCUCUAUCCUGACCUAUGACGCUCUGAGCAGAACAACGCAGCAUUCGAGACACAGUAGCGAGAACAGCAUCCUGGAAGGAGGUAGCGGCCAACAGAGCAAUGACAAUGGCGGUAAUGCCGAAGAUGCCAAGCAUCUAUCCGCGCCAUCUCCUAGAAGAAGGUCUUCCGGCGACAACCCACAUCAUAACAAACUGGACUUCGAGGUAGGUGAUUUUUUUACGUUUGGCAGUCCGCUUGCGCUGGUCCUCGCCUACAGGAAAACCGCCUCCACUGACAAAAAUAGCUUCAUACCCAGGCCGUUGGUCAAUCAAAUGUACAAUCUGUUUCAUCCCACGGAUCCCGUGGCUGCUAGAUUGGAACCUUUAAUCUCGGCGAGGUUCUCGCUGAUCCCGCCAGUCAAUAUUGCCCGAUAUCAAAAAUAUCCACUCGGCAACGGCCAACCUUAUCAUUUGCUGGAAACUAUCCAGACAAAUCCGCAAUUGUUCGCUGAUGGUCUCAACAUUCCGAAUAUUCAAAUGCAUUUAAGAAGACUAUCCGAUAUAUCGCUUCAAAGUACAAUGUCGGGCAUUAUCGAUAAUGUUCCCUUACAAGCCGUUUCUGCCCUGACACAAAAGUGGUGGGGCACCAAGAGACUAGACUACGCGCUCUAUUGUCCAGAAGGUCUCGCUAAUUUUCCUACAAAUGCCUUGCCGCAUCUCUUCCAUGCCAGUUAUUGGGAAUCUUUGGAUGUAAUCGCGUUUAUUCUGAGACAAUUGGGCAGAUUCGAUUUGUCGCUGCUCGGUAACGAAGAAAAGGAUCUUACUAGCUUCCGUCCAGGUCAACCCAGAGAGAAAUGGAAUAAAAAGCGUACCUCUGUUAAACUUAAGAAUGUUGCUGCCAAUCACAGAGCAAAUGAUGUCAUCGUAAGGGAAGGUGCACCACAAGUAUUAGUCGCUAGGUUCAUGUACAGUCCUAUUGAUAUGAUAACUCUAACAGGUGAAAAAGUGGAUAUUCAUAUUAUGAGAGACGCUCCGGCAGGUGAAUGGACGUACCUCUCCACCGAGGUAACUGACAAAAAUGGUAGGAUAAUUUACAAAAUACCAGAUGACAAAACGCUAAGUUACGGGCUUUAUCCAGUGAAGAUGGUUGUAAGGGGAGAUCACACGUCUGUAGAUUUUUUCAUUGCUGUGAUACCGCCGAAAACCGAAUGCGUGGUUUUCAGCAUAGACGGCUCUUUCGCCGCCAGCAGAUCAGUGAGCGGCAAAGAUCCGAAAGUCUGGGCCGGUGCUGUCGAUGUUGUGAGGCAUUGGCAAGAACUAGGUUAUCUCAUCAUUUAUAUUACUGCGAGACCUGACAUGCAACAGCAGACGGUAGUUUCCUGGCUGUCGCAGCAUAACUUUCCUCACGGUCUCGUCUCGUUCGCCGAUGGCCUGUCCAGAGAUCCGCUCGCCCACAAAGCCGCCUACUUGAAUAAGCUUGUGAAGGAGCAUGGAAUGAUAAUUCAUCAGGCGUAUGGCAGCGAGAAAGACAUUAGCGUGUAUACGGCGAUAAAUCUCAAACCGAGCCAGAUUUUCGUCAUCGGUAAAGCAUCCAAAAAGCAUCAGGCGCUGGCGACAAUACUAUAUGAUGGUUAUGCCGCCCAUUUGAGCACGCUACAAGCGCACGGGGGUUCACGUCCCGCUCAAGGCAACGCGCGUAUGGUAAUCCCCAGGGGUCAGUUUGGUUUGCCAGGACAGAAUGCUUCCUUGCGUCGGCGCAGCUCUUUUAGGACGGCGAAGCGUGCGAUCUCGCAGCCACCCUUGGGCAAGACGCCCUUCCCGUUGGAACGAUCCACGAGCGUGGGUCCAGGAUCGAGCAACAUUCAUCGAUCGGCGGCGACUGAGAAACUUUGACGAUUCGCGCGCUGCCGCUCGUUCUUCGAGUCCCGGCGGUAGCUUCCCGCGAAGGAAGGACACGAUUCUCGGUUCCGUAUCCUCCUUUAUUCCGUUCCCUCAUUUCGUCGGGAUCUUUACUCCAAGUAAUAUAGAUCUUAUAUAGAUCUUUACGCCCUCUCGUUAAUCUCGUGAAGAUUGUGUGUGAUCUUCUGAUUAUAUAUAUUCUUCUUUUUACUCUUCUCUGUUCUUUAUAGAUCUUCGAUAACACAGGCGUUAUUGCUCCAUCUUUCGUGAUAUCUUCCUCCUAUCAUAAGUCCUUGAUCUAGAAUUUCGUAAAUUUAUGUAUAUAUUCUAUAUAUAACGAUAAGAAUAUUCUCUAUACGCU